AUCUGCGGACCAGUGUGACGCUCGGUCAGCUGACGUUCACUCGACCUUCUCCACUGCGGGAGAUACAGACAUCUAAACGUCUCCAUCCAUAGUGUUUCAACUAUAUCCCGUACUGAAGCAUGGCGAGCCAGUCUCAGGGCAUCCAGCAGCUGCUGCAGGCUGAGAAACGAGCCGCAGAAAAGGUCGCAGAAGCCCGUAAAAGGAAGAAUCGUCGUCUGAAGCAAGCCAAAGAGGAGGCACAGGCCGAGAUUGAGCAGUACCGUCUGCAAAGGGAGAAAGAGUUUAAGACAAAGGAAGCUGCGGCACUAGGCUCCCAUGGAAACUCUGCUGUAGAGGUGGAUAAGGAGACUGUGGAUAAGAUGAGCCGCAUCCAGAGCAGCUAUCAGCAGAACAAGGAAGCUGUGCUUGCAAACCUGCUGAAGAUGGUGUGCGACAUCAAGCCAGAGAUCCACGCCAACUACCGCGUCGCUGGAUAAACACCUCUGUCCAACCACUACAUCAGUUACAAUCCAUAAAGGCCCACAAAGCAUUGAGACAAAGACUGCUACUGGACAUAUCACGUUACAAUCUUAAUAUUUAGAUAGCUAGACUACACUGCUUAUCAAUACACUCCUUAUCUACUUUACAGCAGCACAGAUAAACCACUUAAUGGUCAUGGUACUUUAAUACUCAUUUCCGCAGUGUUUCAUAGUUUGCGUAUAUAUCUUUGAUAUGAUCCAAUGCGAGUCUUUGUCUCUGCUUUCUUAGUUAACUGUAGUAUUGUCCGGUUUACCAGAGUGAGUUUAUUUCUUUGUGAAUGUUUGUAUGAGUGUCUGUAUCUUGAUGCUACAUUCUUAAUUUAUAAGUAAUCAGAUUGUUUGUUUUAUCUAAGUGAUGUAUACAGUAUAAUUUUUUGAUGGCUCUUUUGUGACAAAGCUCAUAAUUAUCAUUAUCCUAAUGUAGUAUUCGUAAAUAAAUUAGCUCCACGCUUCCUCUCUGCGCUCUUGUUCUGUAUAUGUAUAUGCAUUCCUCUAUUUCAACCUGCUGUGAAAAUGUAAUAAAUGUCUGUGUACAAAUGGA
Molecule: messenger RNA, 1059 nt
Organism: Labeo rohita (rohu)
Lineage: Eukaryota; Metazoa; Chordata; Actinopteri; Cypriniformes; Cyprinidae
Gene: atp6v1g1
Product: ATPase H+ transporting V1 subunit G1
Exons: 3
Coding region: 120-476 (118 amino acids)
Biological process (GO): proton transmembrane transport
Cellular component (GO): vacuolar proton-transporting V-type ATPase complex
Molecular function (GO): proton-transporting ATPase activity, rotational mechanism
Source: RefSeq, a predicted model, not a curated record